Delphinapterus leucas (beluga whale) is the source of this 2998-nucleotide messenger RNA. The record is from RefSeq and is a predicted model, not a curated record. Lineage: Eukaryota; Metazoa; Chordata; Mammalia; Artiodactyla; Monodontidae.
CCGGGUGGUUUCGCUGUCUGUACAUCGGCGCCCUCUUAUCAGGGGUGCGCGUCCAAGCUUGGGGCGCGGGCCGCCCACCCGAGAGCUUCAGUCUGGAGGAACCUUCGCUUUUCGGAACAGCAUCAGAAACGCUAAGGCACUUGCUCCCCAAGCAUGCCCCAGCGAGUUAGGAGCCUAGAACCUGGUUUUCGAUCGGGAAAACUGAAGCCCAGAAAAAUUAAUGAGGGUAAGGACAGAGAUUGAGUGGUACUGGGCAGAAUCAGAACUUGGGUUCACAAUUACAGCCCGGAAAUACGCUGUAGGGCUUCGGGAUUCUUUGGGCAAGAAAAGUCGUCCAGAAACCUCGAGGCCUCAUGAGGACAGCUCAGAGAACCGUCCAGAGUGAAGGAGGACCUGCUUGCUUCCUGAGUCCCUUCAGGGAAAACCCUGUGUGGAGAAAGUCUGGCCUGUAUCUUGCCUCUGUAGUUUAGGACUGAAAAUUUUCAAAAUAAAACACUAGGAGGAAGAGGGUACUGAGGACACAGAGGCCCACAAGUGUUCAGAAAGUGAUUGCAGCCCAACCUGGAUCUCUCCCGUGCUCUGACUAUGCUCCCAGCUCUGAGGACAAUUGACACCGCUAUCUGGAGGUUCUCAGACAACUUGGAUGAGUCCACCUCUUCCAACAGGAUGGGUGACAAGAGCCAGCCUGCUCCUGAGCUAGCCUCAGCUCUUCUGUACAGUGACUUUCACCUCAGUGGAGAUCACCUACCACGUUUCAGAUAAAGCAGGAAAAGAUAUUGAUUAUCAUCUUGCCUCUCCAGGAAUGAAAACCUCAGUUUAUGAACAGAGAAAAUCAGGUAGAGUACGCAUGGUGGACACUAAGGUUUACCUUCCAGAGGCUGACAAUGCUCUCUCGCCAGAGGAAACAGCCAUGGAGCAAGUCUGCCAGCCCGAAGAGAUGAAAUGCCUUAAAGGCACCCACUUAAACCAAAGCCCAGGCAAGUCCUGUGACCCCUUGGCUCUUAAGGAAGCGCUGGUGUGUGCCUCCCAGUUGGAGGAAGAGGAACAAAAUGAAGAAGAGAGGGAGGAGGAGCUGGACCCAGACUUAGCCCCUGACCUGGAGGAGGAAGAGGAGGAGGAAGAGAAUGAUCUCGGGGAUCCAGCUGUCCUGAGCGCUGUCCGUAACAUCCAGAAAGGUCUUCUCAGCUCCCCUGGAAUCAAGGCCCCUGGUGUGCUGGGGAUGUCGCCUGCUUCCUUGCACUUUCUGUGGCAGACCCUGGACUACCUGGCACCACUUCCUUUCCGGCCUGCCUUUCCCAGCACCAGCACUGCAGCCCCGCACUUCGGACCUCGACUGCCCUCGCCAGACCCAUCUGUCCUCUGCAGCCCGUCGACCUCGUGGCCCAUUAGGCUCAGUCAUCUGACCCAGCUCCACCCUCAGCACCAGCGGAUCUUGAAGCAACAGCAGCAGCAUGGUCGACCACCAAGUCCCCCAGCCAAGAAGCCUUGGUCUCAGCAGCCAGACCCCUGUGCUAACCUCAUGACCCGAAAAGAGAAGGACUGGGUGGUAAAAGUGCAGAUGGUUCAGCUGCAGAGUGAGAACCCCCGCCUGGAUGACUAUUACUACCAGGAAUAUUAUCAGAAACUAGAGAAGAAGCAGGCAGAUGAAGAGCUGCUUGGGCGAAGGAGCAGGUUUGAGUCUUUCAAGCUGGUCACACCUUACAUUCAGAAGGCGGAGGCUUAUGAGUCAGUGGUUCGAAUCGAGGGUUCCCUGGGCCAGGUAGCUGUAUCAACGUGUUUUAGCCCUCGCCGAGCUAUUGAUGCUGUGCCCCAUGGAACUCAAGAGCAGGAGACAGGAGCUGCAAGCAGUCAGAGGCUUCAGGUGUUGUACCGGAUUGAGAAGCUGUUCCUUCAGUUACUAGAGAUAGAGGAGGGCCAGAAGGAUGGGCCCGCACAGCCCUGUGAGCAGCAGAGCAACCAGCUUGAGAAGCUCUUCCAGGCCUUAAAGACCCAGGAACAGAAUAAUCUGGAGGAGGCAGCGGAUGGCUUCCUGCAGGUGCUCUCUGUGAGGAAGGGAAAGGCCCUAGUGGCCCGGCUGCUCCCCCUUCUGCCCCGAGAUCGAACUGUCAGCCUUCUUCUGGCCAUCACCCGCCAUCUGCCCCUCCUUGUCAAGAGGGAUGUGGCUGAUCAGGCCCUGCAAACGUUAUUCGAACCUCUGGGCAAAUGUAUCAGCCGCUUGACCUUCCAUGAACUCCUCCAAGGACUUCAGGGACUCAUGCUGCAACCACCCGGCUACUCAGAGCGGCCAGUCACUGUGGUGCUGCAGAAUCAGUUUGGAAUAUCUUUGCUCUAUGCCCUGCUAAGUCAUGGGGAACAGCUGAUAUCCCUGGAUUCUUCCCUAGAGGAACCCAGCAGUGACCACACAGCUUGGACAGACAUGGUAGUUCUCACUGCCUGGGAGAUAGCUCAGAUGCCCACAGCCUCUCUGGCAGAACCCCUGGCCUUCCCCAGCAACCUUCUUCCUCUGUUCUGUCACCAUGUGGACAAACAAUUGGUACAGCAGCUGGAGGCUAGGAUGGAGUUUGCCUUGAUCUACUGAUCAGGUUGUUCCGGAAUACGUAUAUGUGGGAAGAGUUUAACGAUCAGACAUUAGUUGUGUAUGGGUUUUGCCUAAAGCGAUCCAGAGAGUCUGAAGACAGUUGUAUGCCUUGAUAUAUUGGUGAACCCUGCCCAAAACCUUUUCUUAUGCUUCAAAAACUAUGAACUAUGUGCCUAAAAAGGCAUGGCAAAAUGAGGUAUAAUUAAAAAGAUAAUAGAAUGAAGCGUGGCAGUUUGUUUGUAAGUUAAGAAAACGGCUUUCAUUAUAUCUCCUAUGUGUGAAGCUUCAAGUGUCCUUAAUGUAAGGGACAAGUCCUUGUUAUGUCUAACAAUAGACCUUGGAAACUGUUCCACUGUUGCCAUUUUUUAUAAGUAGCCCUAGCUGAGCUAAGAGUGUUUUAUAUAAAUAUUUCCUUUGAGA